This is a messenger RNA of Triticum aestivum (bread wheat), 665 nucleotides long. RefSeq lists its product as uncharacterized. Bases 150 to 347 code for a protein of 65 amino acids. The record is from RefSeq and is a predicted model, not a curated record. NCBI's taxonomy places the organism in Eukaryota, Viridiplantae, Streptophyta, Magnoliopsida, Poales, Poaceae. The transcript has a single exon.
UGCUCCCCUCUCGGACGGUAACAAGUCAACACCACAUCCGCAUCCACAUCCAAAGUACUACACACAAAUCCCGAGCUAGCGAAAACCGAUUCGUUUUCUUACCGCACCGCGAAGCCGAGGCGAAGGCGAAGGCGAACCCAUCAUCGGCGAUGUUCCUGGUGGGGAUAGUGGCGGAGCUGCUGGAGGACUACACGAUGCUGCUGGCGGAGGUGCUGGAGCAGCUGCUCAACGGCGCGCCGUUCCCCCGCCGGAUGCGCACGCUCAUGCUGCGGAGCCUCCCCUUCGUGGCCCCGCCGCUCGCGCCGCCGCCGCCGCCGCACGCUCUCCGCGUCACCACCCGAGGCUGAUCGAUCCACCCGGCUGCCUCUCUGCUAAGCCUCAUCCGAUCCGAUAGGUCCAUCCGGAUCGUUUGUUUUGCCUCUUUGGGUUCAUUCUGUUGAUUCGUUUGGUGUACAGACCGACUUGUACUAUGAUGUCUCUUACUGUAUCAUCCAGCGGUGGAAAUGAGACCGAUUUUUCCAUGGCUCCUUUUAAGUAGUUCUGGUGAGAAGAUCAAGCGGCCUUUCAGUUUGAGGUCUUUUUUCGUGUGCAUAAUGCAUACUAGUAGAACUGUGGAUGAUGUCUUUUGCUGGAUGGGAACAUGAGUUUAUGACUGAUUGUCUGGA